Molecule: messenger RNA, 929 nt
Organism: Fusarium oxysporum Fo47
Lineage: Eukaryota; Fungi; Ascomycota; Sordariomycetes; Hypocreales; Nectriaceae
Exons: 3
Coding region: 402-632 (76 amino acids)
Source: RefSeq, a predicted model, not a curated record
CAGAGUUGGUCCGUCGUGAUUAAUAUUCCGCAGAGUCUCGGCAUCCAAGGAAAAUUGAGGCUCCUCGACCGGGGAGACGUCACACCGAGGGUGAUUAAUCCAGGGGCCUUCAAGCUUAUGAUUGGGUCAUCUUGGCACCACGUCCCCGGGACGAUUGCUAAGCUUUUGACGGCAGAUGGCGGAGGGUCUCACCCAUUUAGGUCAUUAGUGCUGAUCUCUGGGGUUCAAGAUGUGUUUUAGUUUUUUUUUUUAUGUGCUGGGCCUGUUAUGAGCUGGCGGGCUCUUGGAGCUUACCGCUGAGGUGAGAGACAUGCGUAAGGGCGAGAGACAAAGAGAUAUAGGCUGAGAUCCAGAGAUGAAAGACAAAUCUAAGAAAAAGGCAGCCGAGCAUCCGGGUCUCAAUGACGACAUAUGAAUUGAGUCUCCAGAUGGUCAUCAAUCUCACUGUAGACAAACUCAACUACCGCGUACAUUCGACUAACUCAAACUAUUACAGUGUAAGUGCUCACGCAGAUAAGCAAAACCUCACCCCGGUGAUAAACACUAAUCACCCUUCAAUCCUAAAUGUCAGCCCUAAACUCCGCUUAGGUCCAGACUAUUCCAAAAACCUGCAGCUUGUUGAUCACCUCUAGGAUAAUAAAGUAGGCCGAGCACCGAGCAGGGAUUGGUAAUAACGUCAGGCAUGUUAGUCCGAAAGUGGCUUACAGAGUUAUGCUUGCUCGUAUGGACCAUGUCAAAGACAUGUGGAAGGGCUAAGAUUGCAUUACAGCAUGAUGGGUGACUAACUCCGGAUUGCUAAGCUCCGCGGUGUAAGAGCUUGCAGAGGAGCAGGCGAGUGGGUGAGAAUAUGAGUAUAAGACGAGUGCAUACCUCACGAUAUUUGAACUCCAGAUCUCAGUUAGCAUAAUAAGCUUAAAGAGAACCCUUCC